Racocetra persica is the source of this 184-nucleotide messenger RNA. Lineage: Eukaryota; Fungi; Glomeromycota; Glomeromycetes; Diversisporales; Gigasporaceae. The record is from the annotation of a GenBank genome assembly.
UAAAAGUGAAGAAUCGAUCAAUAAGUUGAAUGUGGGUAAAAUAUCAAUAGAACAAAGAAGCCAUUUUGAAGAAGUGUUGAGAAAACACCAGAAUCUUUUUGCACAUGAACUCUGUGAGUUAGAUCAAAUGACGGUUGUACAACACAAAAUCUAUACAGAAGAAGGACCAUUGAUAAAGCAGUGA